This is a messenger RNA of Paramuricea clavata, 2019 nucleotides long. Lineage: Eukaryota; Metazoa; Cnidaria; Anthozoa; Malacalcyonacea; Plexauridae. The record is from the annotation of a GenBank genome assembly.
ACAUAGAUGAGUGCAAAAACCCGUCUCUAUAUUUAUGCCACAGUGGAUUUGAGUGUGUCAAUACUCUCAGCUCCUAUGAAUGUGUUUGUAACGGAAGGAUAACGAAUGGCAAAUGCGAAGAUGAAGGUCUAGCUUUGAUAUAUUUCUGUAAAAAUAUAUAAGCAUGAGUGAUUUCUAACUUAAAAACUACCAACUGUACACAAACAGUAACCACACACAUUGCCUAUAAUUUUCAAGAAUAACUUUGAAUCGUGCUUUUGUUAUUUCGGUUAAAUAGCACGUACUGUACACAGGGGAAAGAUCCCACGAGGGAGAGAUCCUUCCACUUUAGGACCAAUUUUGUAACUUUUUCAAAACUGAGAAGAAACUUGGAGGGGGGAAGGAGCGUUUUAAUGCUUUUAUCUAUAACAUAUAAUAUACCAAAUCCUUAAUGUAAUGUAAUGUAAUGUAAUGUAAUGUAAUGUAAAACCUUUAUUUCAACAGGGUUACCCUUUCAAAAGACAAGCUUCUGCUAUCAAUAGGGGCCGUGUAGAUUUGAUCAGCUAUAGCACUAUUAAUAGUAGUAUUACUAUACAGGGUGUAUAAAAAAAAAGAGACCUUUAGAACUCAAGCAUAUUGUUAAAAUUUGAAUGCCUUUUCAAUUGCACAUACAGUAUGCUGAACUACAGGGUGUAUAAAAAAAAAGGAGACCUUUAGAAAUCAAGCUUAUUGUUAAAAUUUGAAUGCCAUUUCAAUUGCACAUAUGCUGAACCGUGGUGCGUGAAAUAUUGAUGGAGUGCACAUAUUAGAAAAAGGAGACCUUUAGAAAUCAACCAUUGUUAUAAUUUGAAUCCUGGAGCACUUUGCUAAGCCCACGAGUGCGUAACAUGCGAUCUACGUACAGUAUGCAUGGCAGAUUGUUCCCAGGAGCAGACAAACUUUUGUUUAAACGUUAUUUCAAAUUCUAAAGGUCUCCUUUUUCUAAUAAUUAUAUGCACCCCAUCAAUAUUUCACGCACCACGUUUCAGCAAUUGAAAAGGCAUUCAAAUUUUAACAAUAUGGUUGAUUUCUAAAGGUCUCCUUUUUUUAUAUACACCCUGUAUAGUGCGUGAAAUAUUGAUGGGGUGCAUAUAUUAGAAAAAGGAGACCUCGAGCUCUUUAGCAAUCAACCUUUGUUAUAAUUUGAAUCCUGGAGCACUUUGCUAAGCCCACGAGUGCGUAACAUGAGAUCUACGUACGGUAUGCAUGGCAGAUUGUUCCCAGGAGCAGACAAUCUUUUGUUUAAACGUUAUUUCAAUUUCUGAAGGUCUCCUUUUUCUAAUAUAUGCACCUCAUCAAUAUUUCACGCACUAUGGUUCAGCAUAUGUGCAAUUGAAAAGGCAUUCAAAUUUUAACAAUAUGCUUGAUUUCUAAAGGUCUCCUUUUUUUAUACACCCUGUAGUACUAUUGGUAGAUUUGAUCACCUAUAGUACUAUUGGUUUUCUGAUUAUCGUAAAGCGUGUCUAAAAUUCAUGAAAUAGCGUUUUGUCCACCCUAAAAAUAGAAAUAUAUUCCAAACCAGACGAUCCCCUCCCCCGCCCCACUUGCUUGUGGCUGGCUACGCCUCUUGUGCGCACUUUUGAAAUUUAGAGACACUCUCAGAAUCUAAAAACCUAGCUUUGGCUUCACUUACAACUAAAUUGUUGAUAGCCUGUACGGAGUUUGAACCAGCAGAUCUUUUUUAACAUCUGUUUUAAGGUGGUGUUGGGAGCUACUCCGAGUAACUAACCAUACCCGACAAGUAGAGAAGCUCUACUUGGCCCGGCUGGUGUUCGAACCCACGACCUACUAGUCUACUAGUCCGAUGCUCAACCGACUGAGCUACAGGCCAAGUUGAGAGUAGGUCGUUGAAAUAUGUUUUAAUUUAUUGUUUUAUUAUUUUCUAUUCCAGGUUAUACACGCUAUCGUUUGAACUUGCGUUUGAAAGAAGAAUACACCAAUGCGCUUAGCAAUAACGCCUCUCAAGAAUUCAAGGCAAUUGAGACCAGGAUAAUAAACGCG